UCUACAGGCUUUACUAUUACACGCAGUCAAAUUGCAGGCUCAACCGUUAUAUAAUUUCAUGUAAUAAUGUGGCUGUCAUCUGAUUUUAGCUGAAGCCUCGUAGAUAUUCCUCAAACUAUCUCAGGACACUGACACAGCUUCACCAAACAGCUGCAAGCUAACGGUAGCUUUAGCGGAGGAUACAGUGCGGUGCAGCUAACAGCUGUACAGCUGUUGACAGGCGGCCACCGCACCGACACGGAAACAACCGACUCUCCGUGCAUCCCUGCAGAGGGUAACGUAACCGGCCGAGAGGAGCAAAUGAACGAGCUGGUGAAGAGUCUGCCCUCCCCGACUCUCCCGGGGCUCCAGCUGCCGUACUUGAACACCGGUAACCACAAAGGCUGGCUCUAUAAAUGGACCAACUACCUGAAGGGUUACCAGCGGCGGUGGUUCGUCCUCAGUAACGGCCUGCUGUCCUACUACAGGACUCAGGCAGAGAUGGCGCACACCUGCCGGGGCACCAUUCCCUUGGCCACAGCACACAUCGAGGUGGGGGACACCUGUCACCUGGUGUUAACCAGUGGAGGCCGAAGCUACCACCUGAAGGCCACCUCUGAGGGAGAGUGUCAGCGAUGGGUCUCAGCCCUGCAGCAAGCCAGGGCCAAUUCCACUCUGCUGAUGCACCACUCAGAUGACUCAGGAGAUGAAGGCCCUGUACCUCAGGAGGACCGAGCCCUAACCCAAGGGGUGCUCAAGGCUCUGGCCAGCAAGCUAGAUGACCUGAGCACCUGUAAUGAGCUGAUAGGAAAGCACGGCGCCGCCCUCCAGCGCUCCCUCAGCGAACUCGAGGAACUGCGCGGAUCCACUGACGGCACGGACAGAGUGAAAGCUGUUAACGAGCGAGCCACCCUUUUCCGCAUCACCUCCAAUGCUAUGAUCAAUGCUUGUCGUGACUUUCUGGACGUAGCAGAAUCUCACAGCCGAAGGUGGCAAAAGACCCUGCAGUAUGAGCGAGAGCAGCGUCACCAUCUGGAGGAGACCAUCGAACAGCUAGCCAAACAGCACAACAGUUUAGAGAGAGCUUGGAGGGAGAACCCCACGUCAUAUACAGGUGUGGAGCGUUCUCAGGAGGGGGACGCGAGUGAUGACAAUGACGAGGCAGAGUUCUUCGAUGCGAUGGAGGACUCCCCUGCAUUCAUAACCGUGACCGCUAGUGGCAACAUACAGCACAAGCGCUCGGGGAGUAAUCAGAGUAUGAUGAGCGGAGGAAUGUCCAAUGACUGGACUCACAAUGAGAAUGACACCUCAGGCACAAACCACAUGCAGCUACGAAGAACAAGACGCAGUCGUAUCCCUGACAAGCCAAAUUACUCCCUUAACCUGUGGAGCAUCAUGAAGAACUGUAUUGGCAAAGACCUGUCCAAGAUACCCAUGCCUGUAAACUUCAACGAGCCAUUGUCGAUGCUGCAGCGUCUGACGGAGGAUCUGGAGUACAGCGAGCUUCUGGACCGGGCCUCUCGCUGUCACUCCUCUCUGGAGCAGAUGUGCCUGGUGGCUGCCUUUUCUGUGUCCUCCUACUCCACCACAGUGCAUCGCACAGCCAAGCCCUUCAACCCUCUGCUGGGGGAGACUUACGAGCUGGACCGGCUGGAGGAGUAUGGUUAUCGCUCUAUCUCUGAGCAGGUCAGUCAUCACCCGCCAGCUGCUGCCCACCAUGUGACGUCGCAGCGAGGAUGGACCCUGUGGCAGCAUAUCGCCAUUGAUAGCAAGUUUCGUGGGAAAUAUAUUUCUGUCUUGCCAUUAGGAAACAUUCACCUGGAGUUCCACUCAAGCGGAAACCACUACGUGUGGAGCAAAGUGACUUCAACGGUGCACAACAUUAUUGUGGGGAAACUUUGGAUUGAUCAGUCUGGGGAAAUUGACAUUGUUAACAACACCACCAAGGACACCUGCCGCCUCAAAUUCUCCCCCUACAGCUACUUCUCCAGAGAUGUCCCACGUAAAGUGACAGGAGUGAUAGAGGACAGAGAGGGCACAGCCCAUUACAUUCUGUCAGGAACCUGGGAUGACAAGAUGGAGAGUGCCAAAAUAGUGGACCGCAGCCAAGGAUGCGGAGGCUCUGAAGGCAAACAAAAGACAGUUUAUCAGACUCUUCAACCCAAACUGUUGUGGAACAAAUACCCUCUCCCAGAUAAUGCAGAGAACAUGCACUUUUUCUCCUCCUUGGCUCUGACUCUCAACGAGCCAGAAGAGGGUAUUGCACCCACCGACAGUCGUCUGCGGCCAGACCAGCGGCUAAUGGAGGCGGGUGUGUGGGACGAAGCAAACACUCAGAAGCAGCGUCUGGAGGAGUGUCAGAGGCUGGACAGGAAAAAAAGGGAGGCGCAAGCCAAUCAGGCCCUGGAGGAAGGGCAAGACAUCGAGGGUCACCAGCCACUGUGGUUUGAAAAGAGGGCAGAUGAUACAACAGGAGAAAGUACCUACGUCUACCGGGGCGGCUACUGGGAGGCCAAAGAAAGACAGGACUGGAACCAAUGCCCUGAGAUCUUCUAGGAAAAAAGUUCCCCUUACACCAUGCAUCAGACAGACUGAGUCCUCCUAAUGUAAGGAUACUCUGUGACAUAUGGACAGUGUGUGUGUGUGUGUGUGUCUGUGUGUGUGUGUGUGUGGAGCUGAAUGAUAUAUGCUUUACAUAUGCUUUACAGAGAAAGGAUUUCUGCACCAACACACAUAUUUCAUUGGGUGUGUAUGCGGAUAACUUAGGGGAAAGGAGGGCCGUGGACGUUUUGGUACAAGCACUGAAUGUUCUCCUCGAAGUGGGAACAGCAUGUUCCUCAUGCUGAGCUCUGACAGAGACACCAGACACUUAAAGGACUGUAGCAGGACUACGCAUUCUUCUGCACUUAAAGGCUUUUUCACAGCAGAACUUCAUUUAAUGAUCCACCUGAUUUCAGGGAUUUUUUUUUACUAUAUUGCCCAAACUGUAUCUUGAAGGAUUUACAGUCAUUGUCCAGUCUGACUGGCAGCUAGUACUGGAACAUGGAAACCAAAUUAGAUCUCAUUCUCUUUGUGUGGACAACUGACUGAAUACACCACGCUGUUUUAUAGACAACUGCUGCUUCCACAUGAUCUUGUUUGCAUUAAAGGGACACUCCACUAUUUACUAGUAUGAAGAUUACCACAGCCUGUGAAAACGGUUGUGAAGGGUUUUCACAGGCUCUACUCUCAGCUGGAGUUUGAAAAGUUAACCAAGCUGGGAGGGUCUAACUAAAGACACCAUUGAUUUGUAUUAUGGGAAAUGUAGGAUCCAGCAUUUUUGGAGCUUCGCCAUUACUAAGGACUAAAAGUAAGGAUGUCUUGAUCUCUGCUGUAUCUAUUUUGACCGCUGUCUUUUAAAUGUGUCUCUCACAAGUCGUCAAACUUAAUGUAACAGUAAAUCACUGGAGUACCACUUCAAAUAUCUCAAGACUGAAGACCCACUGAAGUACAAGUCUGCUUAGCCUGGGGGAUAUAUACUUCAGCAAGAAAAUAUGUUGGUGCUCAAUGGUAGGUUUAGCCUUAAUUAUGUAAUGAAGCACUAAAUCACGAACCACAACCAAUCUCUGAGAUUCUGUGCAGGUUAUAGAAAUCCGGCAAGCUAUGUAUACGUCAGGGUAAUUUAUAUUUUGUUCCAGUUUUAUUCAAAUGAUCAGGGCUCAUCAUCUUGAUAAGUAGCAACAAACGCAGUUUCCCCUUUUUCCCCGUUUGGAUAUGUCAGCAAUAACAUAAUUGCACACAAUGUCACUUGAGAAGAAAAUACUUUUUGCAGCACAAAAAGUAUGUUUUGGUGACUGUUCUCCAUUAGCUGAAUGAUAGUUAUGUAAAGAAAUCAGAUUUAUACACAUCGGUCAAGGACCAGAAAAACAAUUAAAGAAGAUUACAUAUGCUGAUGUUUUGUGUGUACAUUGGUAGUACAUUUACAUACAAUAACGGAUAUUAACCUACUUAUUUAUAGUUUUAGCUUGUUGUGUAUUAUAAUAGGGUGGUAAUAAUUGCCUGGUUGCUUUUCGCCUGUAUAUAGCAAGAAUAUAAUAGAAAUAGAAUUGCCUAAUGUAUAAUCACUGUAUGAAAAUAUUGUUUCACAUUACUUGAACAUUCACAUUGUGGGCACUACUUAAACUCUGUCUGUGUGUACAUAAGCUUAAAUGGAGUCGAGAUUGUAUUCCUGUUAUUGAGAUGUUAGGGAAAUGAAAUUAUGAAUACCAUAUGUAAUAUUGAUGAUGCAAAUAAGGUGUUGUUUGAAUAAAGCACAAUGUUAUGUUUUCCUGCAGGUAAUGAUACAUGCUACAUAAUCUCAAAGGUUUCCAUGGCAUCAUAUAGCUAUGCAUGGUUUUAGAGUGCUUCAGCACUUCUGUAGUGGAAAGCCUCUUCACCUAUAGCUAGUAGUUUGUGGACACUUACUGAAACAUGAUGUGAACUCACCUUUUGUGCCCAAUGAGCUCAGAAAUGUUGUAUUUUUGAGCUUGAAUAAAAACGUAAAGCUCAGACCUGCUGUUGUUUACUGUCAAACCAAUGUUGUUCAUGUCGUUUAACUCACAAGGGAGAGAUGAUACAGAAGACGUCCAGAGAAGUCUGCCAUGAUGCCCCGAGGCCAACAAUAUAUUUAUGUUGGGACCACU
Molecule: messenger RNA, 4640 nt
Organism: Anarrhichthys ocellatus (wolf-eel)
Lineage: Eukaryota; Metazoa; Chordata; Actinopteri; Perciformes; Anarhichadidae
Gene: osbp2a
Product: oxysterol binding protein 2a
Exons: 14
Coding region: 301-2535 (744 amino acids)
Cellular component (GO): perinuclear endoplasmic reticulum; plasma membrane; cytosol
Molecular function (GO): cholesterol binding
Source: RefSeq, a predicted model, not a curated record